AUGGGUGCCAAUGCAGAGAUUGAGUUCCCAGUCAUUGAGUUCCGUUCAUCGGAUUUGAAGCGAGGAACCGAUGGGUGGCACCGUUUGUGCAAGAAAGUUCGAGAGGCUUGUGAGACUUUCGGUUGUUUUGAGGUCGUGUACGAAAAGAUAUCGACGGAAGUUCGAGAAGAGACGUUCGGCUUGAUGAAAGAACUAAUUGAGGUCCCAGUGGAGAGGAAACAAAAGAAUGCUAGUCCCUUGCCUUACCAUGGUUGGGUUGGACCAUGUAAUCAGGUUUCUUUGUUGUAUGAAGGCUUCGGACUUGGAGAUGCCUCCAACUAUGACUCUAUUAAAAGUUUUGCUCAACUUAUGUGGCCUGAUGGUCACCCACGCUUUUCGGGGAAAUGGGAAUCAAUGAUGAUAAACUACAAAACGUUACUGCGGUUUAUGAAAUACAUGGCCCCUCCACCAGGGGAGUAUGAGAGAGGACUAUUUGCUCAUACUGAUAAACCUGUAAGCACAAUCAUUUGUGAUGAUCAAGUUUCGGGGCUAGAAAUUGAGGUUAAGGAUGGCCAAUGGAUCAAGUUGUCUUUAUCUCCUUCUUCCUUUUGCUUUGUGGUUGGAGAUCCUCUCAAGAUUAAAAGUGUAAAUCAUAGAGUUAUGAUGAGUGGAGACAAUGAUCGAUAUUCUAUAGCAACCUUUGCCAUUCCAGUUGAGGGUACUGUAAUCAAGGCACCUAAAGAGCUGAUAGAUGAGCAACAUCCUCAGCUUUACAAGGAUUUUGAUUUCAUGGACUUCUUCCUUUUUGCCUUUUCCGACCCAGCAAAACACAUCGACUCCGGGGAGCAACUCCACGCCUUUGCUUCUCUCUCGCCACCAAUUUCCAAUUGA
Messenger RNA from Gossypium arboreum, 870 nucleotides. RefSeq names its product probable inactive 2-oxoglutarate-dependent dioxygenase AOP2. The transcript has 3 exons. Lineage: Eukaryota; Viridiplantae; Streptophyta; Magnoliopsida; Malvales; Malvaceae. The coding region runs from base 1 to 870 and encodes 289 amino acids. Gene Ontology annotation, molecular function: dioxygenase activity. The record is from RefSeq and is a predicted model, not a curated record.